AUGGGCGUAGUGGAAGACGCUGUUGAUACCGCCGCCGAUUUCAUUGGCCCACUCCUUGACAAAGAUGAUGGCCGAGACAGAGUUGACUCAAGAGACCCAAUACCUCAGGAUCAGAAUGGUCGGCUCGUGGAAAAUGCACUCUUCCAUCUGCAGGCUAUCAACACAGCAGAUCAAGCGAAAGACCUGAAUGCUCCGUAUGAUGGGUCUUUGGUCGGCGUAGUUUAUGGUCUCCUAGACAUGAUCGCUUCCCAGGGCAUCCUACCCUCCCUUUCCCCUGGAGUCGUCUUUGCCCAUCGGCCACAGUCAGUGCUGAAACACAACCUGCUACCAUCUCCACCUCAAGAUUUUCCGCUUCUUUGCAGUGUCGUUCAAACAUUGUAUUCUAUCUUCGAGCAGGGUGGCACGGGAGUCCAACCCCUUCUCACUCAGCGCGUCCUCCCUGAUCUCAUCUCUGCGCUCGCAGAACUUGCCUUCUCUCCCAAAUCAAGCCCACAUAGACACUCACUCUUUAGAGCAUCAUAUGAGGAUAUUCUCGAUACCACUCCAACAUCACGGCUACUCCCAAUUCUGACGUCUUACCUUCAACAAGAUAUACCUCUCUGGCUCCGAGAGAGGCUUUCUAAACAGCUGGCUAGGGUCCCACUUCGGACUCGUGGAAUCCGUCAUACUAUCGAGUUCAUGUCUUUAGCAUAUAUGUCAAAGACAUCCCCAUUGUCUCCUGACCAAUCCAGUUCACUCUCGCAGAUUCCGAUUCCUCUAGAAGCCAUAACACAGGCAUCCCGGUUAUUGGCGUCCGUACCCAACGGGAUGAGUGCUACUGAGUGGUUCACGGAACUUGCACCUCAACUUUGGUCUCUUCUAGAUGGUACAGAAGGGCCAGAGUUGAGUAGAGCAGCGGGCCAAAUAAUCGCGGGUGGUAUUCUCAACAAAAAGUCAUCUGGAGCUCCAGGGACAAUUGGAUGGACUCUGUUCGCAGAACCUCUCCUCCAGUGUAUUCGCCCGGAAAGCUCCAAUUAUAUUCCAAAAAAUAGCACCUCGGAAGUUGUUCUGGUGGACGAGCACGAAUUAAAGGUCGCAUUAAAGAGAAUGUUCACCAUUGUCUCGUCACAUUCUCAUCCUGGCCUAAUCAAGCGCCUUGUCGGUCCAAUUCUCCUGCCUCUGUGGGGAUUAGUAGCAUAUACAAGAUGCCGUCCUGCACUAGACGCACAAUGGGGCGAACUACCGCGCAACAUCAUGCUCCGCUAUAUGUCCAUAGCUGUUCACCCUAUGCAGAUCAACAUCAUCACAACCAACCUGUUCUGGGAUGGCGAACCUUCCUGGUCCUUUGGUCCGGGCUCACAAGGCGGUGUCGAGAUUCGUGAGCGGAAAAAGGACGACCGCGAUAUCUCAGAAAUGGCCGAUCUGCUCUCGCAAAUCGAAAAGUUGGACGAGCGAGUGGACCUGCUGACUACGCUAUUAACCGAUGCUAAAAUUGACGAUGAGAUCGCUAGCUCGAUUUUCUUGAACGUCACGAAGAGAUGGCUCACAGCUGGUCGAGGAGAGUCCCACGUUUCCUUAACAGAUAAUGGAGGCAGCGACCCAUUAGUCACAUUGGCCGAUGCGAAGCUCUCGGAAACGAUGGCAAGAAGGUUUAAGAACCAACUUGCUCGAAGCCCACGGCAUGUCAUUGAGCUAAUGGGACAAUUAUUACAGGAUUUCGCUGAAAUACAUCAAUCCAAGUCAAGACCCAUAAUCGAACCCAAUAAGCCUAGCCGAGCCAGUCUGAGGGAUAUUGUUCGUCCCCAGUUUCGAGGGACACAAAUGCCAGAUUCCAUCUUGGAUACAGAAUCCGAGGAGUUGGUAUCCUUUGCUCUUAGUAUUUUAAAUACCUUGAUCACUUCUUCGGACUUCAAACGAGUCUCCAAUACAAUGACUCUGUUCUCGCCAAUACUCCCGUCUCUUCAGUAUCUUUCACAGCUACAACAACACCCCCCUGUAUCACCUCUCAUAAUCAAUGCAGCCACCAACCUCCUACAAAUUCUCCAACCAACAUCCAGUCCCCCAGAAGAGUCGCAACCUAGAAAUAGGGUGAUACUCCAGCAAGCCCUAACGGACCUUACAUCCCCUGACCCACCCAACCGAACCUGGGCCCUCUCCAUGCUCCGCAAAAUUGUCCAAGAUCCAAACACCUUCUCGCUCGUUGACAUCCCUUCACUCACCCACAUGAUCCUCUCAAGCUCAAUCGCAGAUAGCGAGUCCUAUGUGCACACAGCCGCCAUCCCCGUCCUCGUUGAUGUCGUCACACGUGCUCCAAAUCCCACUCUUCGAAUCCUUGUAGACGCAUUCAUAGACUUAGAUGAGCAGUCUCUUCAGCUCAAGAAAGAAAGAGAACUCCAUGAACCGCUCGACUCCCGCCUGCGUGUGGGGGAAGUCCUCAACAAUUUCAUUCUGGAAGAUGGGUACUGGACAAGAGGCAGCAACGCAUCAUCAAGGUUCAGCAACCUCAAAUUGCUUACUGAAGCCACACUCUCCCUCGCAAGUCGCCGCGGCCAGCGAUCUAAGACCCAUUCCAGACGCAACGAGCUCCUCGAAUUAAAAAGGAAGGAACAAGAAGAAGGUGAACGCGCAUGGGGUGGCCCAAUUCCGAAUAUAAUCGAUGCUAGGGGUGAUGAUAGCCCUAAGCAAUACGAGGAGGAUCGUUUACUAAAAGUUGUGCAAGGGUGGGAAGACACAGGAGAUGAAGAGGAUGUCAGGAUUCGCGCUUCAGCAUUGAGUAUAUUUAGCUCUAUUAUGGAGAAGAGAUUAGAGCUUCUGAGUCAGAAAACGGUAGAUGUAGCGCUACAGAUGAAUCUUACGAUUCUCAUGCUGGAAACUGGGGCUGAGAAAGGGAUUUUGAGGAGAGCCGCAGUGCUCGUUUUUAUGGGCCUUUUGAGGGGUAUAGAUGCAUCGAUCAAAACCGGGACAGAGAGCGUGGUGGGUUUGGGCAUAAAACAGUCCGAAGAGGUGGAGCGGGUGAUCAAGUGGGUUGCUACUGGGGACCCUGAUGACCUAGUUAGGUCUCAUGCGGAGAGUGUGCUUGACGGGUUGGAGACUUGGAGAAUGAAGAGAUUGUUUAAAAUCAGGGGUGAGGGGGUCCCAUUAGGGCAUAACUUUGGGCUAGAGGAGAGUUUAAGGGGAUUGGGGUUGACCGCGCUGGGGGGCGAGAACAAGACCCGAGGAAGGGGACCAGCUGUGGAAGAAGUCGAGUAG
Messenger RNA from Lindgomyces ingoldianus, 3228 nucleotides. RefSeq lists its product as uncharacterized. The record is from RefSeq and is a predicted model, not a curated record. Lineage: Eukaryota; Fungi; Ascomycota; Dothideomycetes; Pleosporales; Lindgomycetaceae. Bases 1 to 3228 code for a protein of 1075 amino acids. Gene Ontology annotation, biological process: protein secretion. The transcript has a single exon.